Xiphias gladius (swordfish) is the source of this 3351-nucleotide messenger RNA. It is a transcript of the gene prkaa1, whose product is annotated as protein kinase, AMP-activated, alpha 1 catalytic subunit. The record is from RefSeq and is a predicted model, not a curated record. The transcript is spliced from 9 exons. Gene Ontology annotation, molecular function: ATP binding; protein serine/threonine kinase activity. Gene Ontology annotation, biological process: intracellular signal transduction; protein phosphorylation. Bases 146 to 1867 code for a protein of 573 amino acids. NCBI's taxonomy places the organism in Eukaryota, Metazoa, Chordata, Actinopteri, Istiophoriformes, Xiphiidae. Gene Ontology annotation, cellular component: cytoplasm.
GCUUUUGACGAAUCGCACGGGAGCCGGGGCGCUACCCACCCUCCGCUCGGGAGCUGAGUCGCUGGAGCGGAGACGCGUAAAGCGAAGAGUUCGGUCCAUCUCUGCCCGCAGCUUGCUAACCUCGCAGCAAGGCCACUGCGGGAAGAUGGCGACGGAAAAACCGAAACAUGAGGGAAGAGUUAAAAUUGGACAUUACAUUCUUGGGGACACACUCGGAGUGGGGACGUUCGGAAAGGUUAAAGUGGGCCAACAUGAGCUGACCAAGCACCAAGUGGCAGUGAAGAUCUUAAACAGGCAGAAGAUCCGCAGUUUGGAUGUGGUGGGAAAGAUUCGCCGGGAGAUCCAGAAUCUCAAGCUUUUCAGGCAUCCUCACAUAAUUAAACUGUAUCAGGUUAUUAGCACCCCUACAGAUAUCUUUAUGGUGAUGGAGUAUGUCUCAGGAGGAGAGCUCUUCGACUACAUCUGCAAAAAUGGGAAGUUGGAUGAAAAGGAGAGUCGUCGGCUGUUCCAGCAGAUUAUUUCAGCAGUAGACUACUGCCACAGACACAUGGUGGUGCACCGAGACCUCAAGCCUGAAAAUGUGUUGCUUGAUGCACACAUGAAUGCCAAGAUUGCUGACUUCGGUUUAUCAAACAUGAUGUCAGACGGAGAGUUCCUGCGAACAAGCUGUGGUUCUCCAAACUAUGCUGCUCCUGAGGUCAUCUCAGGGAGGUUAUACGCCGGUCCAGAGGUGGAUAUCUGGAGCAGUGGGGUCAUUCUCUAUGCCUUGUUGUGUGGGACACUUCCCUUUGAUGACGACCAUGUGCCAACACUCUUUAAGAAAAUCUGUGAUGGGAUCUUUUUCACCCCGCAAUAUUUGAACCCUUCAGUAAUAAGCCUCCUUAAACACAUGCUGCAGGUGGACCCCAUGAAAAGAGCUACCAUAAAAGAAAUCAGAGAGGAUGAUUGGUUCAAACAGGACCUACCCAAGUAUUUGUUCCCUGAGGACCCCUCCUACAGCAACAACAUGAUUGACGAUGAGGCCCUGAAGGAGGUAUGUGAGAAGUUUGAAUGCACGGAGGAGGAGGUCCUGGCCUGCAUAUACAGUCGCAACCAUCAGGAUCCGCUGGCUGUUGCCUACCACCUCAUCAUUGACAAUCGUCGCAUCAUGAGUGAAGCCAAGGAUUUCUACCUGGCGUCCAGCCCUCCCGACUCUUUUCUAGACGACCAGCACCUGACCUCGUCUGGUGCAGCUGUGGCCGGCAUUAUCAAGCCCCACCCUGAGCGCGUGCCCUUCCUUGUGGCGGAGACUCCUCCACGGGCUCGGCACACACUGGACGAAUUGAACCCACAGAAGUCCAAGCACCAGGGUGUUAGAAGGGCCAAGUGGCACCUGGGUAUCCGCAGUCAGAGUAGACCCAAUGAUAUCAUGUCGGAAGUGUGCCGUGCCAUGAAACAGCUGGAUUACGAGUGGAAGGUCGGGAAUCCAUAUUAUUUACGUGUGAGAAGGAAGAAUCCUAUUACUGGAAUGCAAACCAAGAUGAGCCUUCAACUCUACCAGGUGGACAGUAGAACCUACCUCCUCGAUUUCCGUAGCAUAGACGAUGAUAUGUUGGAGACAAAAUCUGGAACUGCUACCCCUCUCCGCUCUGGGUCUGUGGGCAACUACCGCACCACUAUUAAGAACGAUGUAGAUGGGGCUGACGCUCCACCUACAUCCAGCGUUGCGCAGGCCCCCAAGGCAGCAGAGGGCUCCUUAGCUUCAUCGUUGACCUCAUCCAUCGACUCAACGGGAGGGGGGGACAACGCGUCUGUCCCUCGACCAGGAAGCCACACCAUCGAGUUCUUUGAGAUGUGUGCAAAUCUUAUUAAACUUCUUGCACGAUAACUUGCAAAACAAUCGCUAGCCUUUUUUCCUCUCCGAGUGUCUUUAUAGCAAUAAGCAUGCAACCGAUUCAUGGCUCAAUUCAUCCCGGCUGAGGAUGAAGUGAUUGUUCCAUGGCACUGAUGCAGGUUGGCGUUCCCUAAGCUGAAGGGAUAUAUACUGAGCUGACAGGGAAUGCAAGGGGUUAUUGGAAAAGAUGAAUGACAAGCUACUUAAUAGCUAGGACAGAACAACAUUUAGGACGGGCGUUUUACAAUUUCCUGAUCAAUUUAAUAGUAAAUGUCCACAUCCCACCCGUACAUAUAUGCGCAAGUGAUUACACUGAAUUCUCUGUACUGUAGCCAGUGAGCACUGCUUUUCAGUACAGAGAACAAGACCAAGUUUUUGCCUGCAGAGAAGGAAGCCGCACGUUAAGGGUUAGGUAGUUAGGUGGCAAACGUAUAGGAUGCGGGAAGCACUUUUGCACAAGUUUCUUUUAUUUCCUGCUGCUCUUGUUUUUCUCUCAGUGGGGAUCAGAGAAGUGGUUCAGAUGUAUCGGGGUGCUGCACUGGCUAUAACUAGGGUUGUCAUGCCCUUCACAUUUAUUGGACUACAAGAAGUGCAAUGACCCCUGUAUUUCUGUCUUGUGUCAGGGAUAAAAGAACGCUUCAUCAGAUUUAAGUUUGGUUUUCUUUUUUGUGAAUCUGAGUUGUCAGAGACUAAAUUUUCAUAGUUUUGUCCUUGUUGUAAAAAAUUGUUUGAAUUUGUCUGUCCCCAACAUUUUUAUAUAUAAAGACAUGAAUAUAUUUAUCAGUGCGUUAAGUGGACAGAGUGUUGGUUCUAUUGGAAAUGGAUUUGGUUUUUUUUUCUUUCUUGCAUUAAGAUCUAUUGCUGGAUGGUAUAUAUUUUCCUUUUUUACUGUCUUGUUUUUAAAUCAAUAUCACAGUUAUGUUUUCUUCAAUCACAGUUAUUCUGAUACUUGAUCGUCUUUCCAGAUAAAUAUAGCCUGCUUUUACCAUUUAUGAGAAAUUUUUUGCCAUGACAGUCAAAAUCUAGAAUUAUCAUUUUCAGUGUCAUAUAUUAAAAUGACAAGUAAAUUUUGACUUUUUUGUUGUGUUUUCUCUUUUUUUUCUGUCAUUAUUUCCUUUUUGUAGAUUAAUGAUUAGGAUUUGAAAAUGAUUACUGAGUGAAAUGUCUGUUGCCUACAUUCAAUUCGUAAAUGCCAAUCCAUCACAAGUGUAUAGGCCUCAGGGCUCAAUUUGAAAAUGAGUAGUAGCAAUUACAUGCAGUGCAUGGACAGUGUCUAUUGGCAGGUGAAUACAUCCAAAAUAUUGUCAUGUUUGGAUAUGUUUUUUUUGAUUGCCCAUACAUUCCCUUGAAGGUUGACGUUGAAAAAAGGGUCAAAAAUGUUUAAACCUGAAACAGACUUGUGAGCUUGUAAUUAUUAAGUCCUACUGGGUAGGUCACAGUUCUGACAAAUAAUAAAAACCUCACAAGCAUUAACAUCA